AUGUCGGAUACUACCGAGCACCAUGCCAAGAAGGAAGACGCGGCGACGGAGCCGCGCACGCACACGGCCGAGACCCACGAUGAAGAAGUCGGCCUCGUCAGCAAACCCGGACAGCUUCACACCGAUCUAAGAAGUCGCCAUAUGCAGAUGAUAGCAAUUGGUGGUGCUAUUGGAGCUGGUCUAUUCAUUGGCUCGGGUAGUGCUCUGUACAAGGGCGGUCCAGCUGCGUUGGUUAUCGGAUACUUGAUUGUUGGUAUUAUGUUGCUAUUCACGAUGCAGGCUUUGGCCGAAUUGGCUGUGCUCUACCCUGUCAAUGGUGCCUUCUAUACUUACGUUGUUCGCUUCGUCGACCCAUCUUGGGGGUUUGCGAUGGGAUGGGACUAUGCGAUUGCAUGGCUCACUGUAUUACCGUUUGAACUGAUUGCUGCCGGUAUCACCAUUCAAUUCUGGAGAGAAGAUCUCAACGUGGCUAUCUGGGUUACUGUUUUCUUGGCUGUCCUAGCUUUGAUCCAAAUAUUUGGUGUGCGAGGCUAUGGUGAAGUCGAGUUUGUCCUCAGUAUGAUCAAGAUCGCCGCUUGUACAGGAUUUAUAAUAUUAGGCAUCGUCAUAAACUGCGGAGGAGUCGGUGAUAAGGGCUACAUUGGAGCCAGGUACUGGCAUGAACCGGGCGCCUUCAAGAAUGGCUUCAACGGAUUUGCUGGCGUCUUCGUCGUGGCAGCCUUCGCAUUUGGCGGUACCGAGCUCGUUGGUUUAGCAGCUGCCGAGUCAUCCAACCCUAGACGCGCGAUUCCCCUGGCAUCUAAGCAAGUCUUUUUCCGUAUCGCUUUCUUCUACAUCAUUAACCUAUUCAUCCUUGGCCUCAUCAUGCCAUCGGACGAUAGCCGUCUGGAGAAUGCGACCUCCGCGAACUCGAGCUUCUCGCCUUUCGUGCUUGCUAUCCAGGAUGCUGGCAUCGCUGUCUUGCCGUCUAUCUUUAACGUGGUCAUCACUAUCUCGGUCAUCAGUGUCGCCAACUCGUGUACCUUCGGAUCGACUCGCACGAUGCAAGCAAUGGCAGAACGCGGAAUGGCGCCCAAAUUCCUGGCCUAUAUCGACAAGGCGGGGCGCCCGUUAUGGUGUAUUGUGAUCCAGCUUUUGUUUGGUUUUCUGGGUUACCUAGGCGUCGCAUCGCAUGGACUAGACGUCUUCACUUGGUUGCUCUCCCUUUCAGGAUUGUCCUACUUUUUCGUCUGGGGUUCUUGCUGCCUUGCUCACAUCCGAUUUCGAAUGGCAUGGAAGGCUCAAGGGCGUGACUUGAGAGAAAUUCCCUAUCGGGCUCCGCUGGGAAUCUGGGGUAGUGCUAUAGGCUUGGGCCUCAACUGGCUAUGCUUGAUUGCGACAUUUUACAAUGCCCUCUAUCCUUCACCCGACUCGCAGCCAGACGCGGCAGCCUUUUUCCAGCAAUACCUAGCGGCUCCCAUUGUCAUCAUGUUGUAUCUGUUCUGGAAGGCCUGGACUGGUAAUUGGAGGAUGUGGGUCAAACUCUCUGACAUCGACCUGAAUGCUGGUGCUCGUCCAAUAGUAAUUGAGGAGGGAAUGGAAGAAAUGGAGGAGAAGACCUGGAAGAAUCUGCCUUAUCGCUUGAUUAGAGCAGUAUUUUAG
Messenger RNA from Hypoxylon fragiforme, 1641 nucleotides. RefSeq names its product amino acid permease/ SLC12A domain-containing protein. Gene Ontology annotation, biological process: amino acid transmembrane transport. Bases 1 to 1641 code for a protein of 546 amino acids. The transcript is spliced from 6 exons. The record is from RefSeq and is a predicted model, not a curated record. Gene Ontology annotation, cellular component: membrane. Gene Ontology annotation, molecular function: amino acid transmembrane transporter activity. Lineage: Eukaryota; Fungi; Ascomycota; Sordariomycetes; Xylariales; Hypoxylaceae.